This is a messenger RNA of Carica papaya (papaya), 747 nucleotides long. RefSeq names its product TonB-dependent heme receptor A. Lineage: Eukaryota; Viridiplantae; Streptophyta; Magnoliopsida; Brassicales; Caricaceae. The record is from RefSeq and is a predicted model, not a curated record.
CAAGAAAAAUAAGCAACCAUCCCCACAGAGCUCCCCGACGGCAUACGAGAGAAAGCGAGAGGUGUAUUGCGAUUUCCAUUUUUCCGCCCAACAGGGAGACAAUGGCGUUGAACAGUGGUAUCAGAUCUGCCUCAAAGCUGAUAACCUCUUCAGAAUCACUCAUAUCGAGAUCAGUGACCAGAGAGUUUCAUUCCACUGGAGUGAAGAGAAUGGGGGGAGGACACGGACAUGAUGAACCAUACUACCUCCACGCAAAGCACAUGUACAACUUGGAUAGAAUGAAGUAUCAGGGGUUGAAGAUGUCUCUUGCUGUUUUCACAGCCUUCAGCAUAGGUGUUGCAGUUCCUGUCUAUGCUGUCAUUUUCCAGCAAAAAAAGGCGGCAUCUUCUUAAGCAAAGCAAUGAAACGCAGCUCCUGAGUUUCAAUAAUAGAAAAACUUUGAAUUACUCAAAACUGCUGCCCUGAGUUCUGAUUUGGUGACAAUUUCACAUAUUUAAAUUUCAUUUCUUUCCGUCAGCUUUUUUAAAUUGUUGGUAUAAUCUUGGAAAAUAGGGUUUCUAGUUCAAUGCAUUCAAUAAUAACACUUCCCUGUUUGGAUCUAAAGUUGGUAUGUUGUACUUGUAUUCAUUUAACAUUUUUGCAAUAGGGAUGGUGUUGGGAAUUGUCUGAUUUUCAGUACUUGCCAAAGUUACACAUAUAUUGGUGUUGUUUAUUCUAUAAAGGGAAAUCCUGGUGUUGAGAGAUGUA